This is a messenger RNA of Macroventuria anomochaeta, 2773 nucleotides long. RefSeq names its product P-loop containing nucleoside triphosphate hydrolase protein. Gene Ontology annotation, molecular function: ATP binding; RNA binding; RNA helicase activity. The record is from RefSeq and is a predicted model, not a curated record. Bases 46 to 2316 code for a protein of 756 amino acids. Gene Ontology annotation, cellular component: intracellular anatomical structure; spliceosomal complex. The transcript has 2 exons. Lineage: Eukaryota; Fungi; Ascomycota; Dothideomycetes; Pleosporales; Didymellaceae.
GCCAACAGUACCUCACUGCAACUCGGUACUGCACGCCAGCACACCAUGACGGUCAAGCGCGAAUCCGACGACGGGCACCGCGACACCAAGCGCGUCAAGACCGAAGACUCGACCAGCGCCGCCAAGCGCGAGAGCAACCCGUACCUCAGCCACUGGAACGACUCGACGGUCAAGAGCGAGGACGCCCUCGCAGGCUUCAGGCGCCAUGCUACCACGUCGAAGCAGGCCGAGGCCGCGGAGGACGGGCCCAACAACCCCUUCACCGGCCGGCCGCUGUCGAGCAAGUACAUGAGCAUCCUCAAGACGCGCCGCGACCUGCCGGUCCACCAGCAGCGCAACGAGUUCCUCAAGCUGUACCAGGAGUCGCAGAUCCUCGUCUUCGUCGGAGAGACGGGUUCCGGAAAGACGACGCAGAUCCCGCAGUUCGUCCUCUACGACGACCUCCCCCAGCAGAGCGGCCAGAUGGUCGCCUGUACGCAGCCGCGCCGAGUCGCCGCCAUGUCGGUCGCGCAGCGUGUCGCCGACGAGAUGGACGUCACGCUCGGCGAGGAGGUCGGCUACACGAUCCGCUUCGACGACAAGACGGGCCCCAACACCAUCAUGAAGUACAUGACCGACGGUAUGCUGCUGCGCGAGGCCAUGCACGACAACAACCUGUCGCGCUACAGCACCAUCAUCCUCGACGAGGCCCACGAGCGCACCCUGGCCACGGAUAUCCUGAUGGGCCUGCUGAAGGAGGUCGUCCUGCGCCGCAAGGACCUGAAGCUCAUCAUCAUGAGCGCCACCCUCGACGCCACCAAGUUCCAGAAGUACUUCCACAACGCCCCGCUGCUGGCGGUGCCCGGUCGCACGCACCCGGUCGAGGUCUUCUAUACGCCUGCGCCCGAGCGCGACUACGUCGAGGCUGCGCUGCGCACGGUGCUCCAGAUCCACGCCACCGAGCCCGAGGGCGAUGUGCUGCUGUUCUUGACCGGUGAGGAGGAGAUCGAGGACGCUUGCAGGAAAAUCAGCCUCGAGGCCCAGGAUCUGACGCGGGAAGGAGGCGCAGGGCCGCUCGUCGUGUACCCGCUCUACGGAACGCUCCCUCCCGCGCAGCAGCAGAAGAUCUUCAGCGCGGCACCGGCACCGUUGACCCCCGGCGGACGUCCUGGCCGCAAGGUCAUUGUCUCCACUAACAUCGCCGAAACGUCGCUCACCAUCGAUGGCAUUGUGUACGUCGUCGAUCCUGGCUUCAGCAAGCAAAAGGUCUACAACCCCCGCAUCCGUGUCGAGUCGCUUCUCGUUUCGCCCAUCUCAAAGGCCUCGGCCCAGCAGCGCGCUGGUCGUGCCGGUCGUACACGGCCUGGAAAGUGCUUCCGUCUGUACACCGAGUCCGCGUUCAAGAAGGAGUUGAUCGAGCAGACUUACCCAGAGAUCCUGCGCUCUAACCUGGCGAGCACAGUUCUCGAGCUGAAGAAGCUGGGCGUGGACGAUUUGGUACACUUCGACCUGAUGGACCCGCCUGCGCCCGAAACGCUCAUGCGCGCACUCGAGGAGCUCAACUACCUCGCAUGUCUGGACGACGAGGGUGAACUGACAACCCUGGGCCGGCUUGCUUCUGAGUUCCCGCUUGACCCUGCGCUGGCUGUCAUGCUGAUCACAUCGCCCGAGUUCUACUGCUCGAACGAGAUCUUGUCCUUGACCGCGCUUCUCUCCGUGCCCCAGAUCUUCGUUCGCCCAGCAAGCAACCGCAAGCGCGCCGACGAGAUGAAGGAGCUGUUUGCACACCCCAAGGGCGACCACCUCACCAUGCUCAACGUGUACCACGCAUUCAAGGGUGAGGAGGCGCAGGCGAACCCAAAGCAGUGGUGCCACGACCACUUCCUCUCGUAUCGCGCACUGCAGCAGGCAGACAAUGUGCGCCUGCAGCUCAAGCGCAUAAUGGAGCGCUCCGAGCUCGAGCUCAUGUCCACGCCCUUUGAGAACAAGAAGUACUACGAGAACAUCCAGCGCGCUCUCGUCGCCGGCUUCUUCAUGCAGGUCGCCAAGCGCGACGGCAACGGGAAGCAGUACACGACCGUCAAGGACGAGCAGACCGUGCUGCUGCAUCCUAGCACGGUGCUGGCCGAGGACAGCGAAUGGGUCGUGUACAACGAGUUUGUCCUCACAACCAAGAACUACAUCCGCACCGUGACCAGCGUCCGGCCGGAGUGGCUUCUGGAUAUCUCGCCCAACUACUACGAUCUCUCGACGUUCAAGAAGGGUGAAAUCAAGACUGCGCUCCAGCGGGCGUCGACGAAGCUGAUGCGCAAAGAGGCCGAGAAGGGCAGGAGGUAAUGCAAACGGAGUGUGCGAAAUAUUCUACAGUUGGAUUUAACGAACAACGAUCAAGUUUGAUGACGAGCAGAUGCAAUUCAGGCGUUGGCAAAUCUGCGGCCUGGACUGCAGCCUCUGGCGUUGAGUGGUAUAGAGUUGGAACGACGGAAAGUAAAGAGAUUCAAACGAGUUCAAAGAGCUCGUUAACAUACUUCUUCCAGGAUUGGCAGUAAGCGUGGCCAUUGUCGUGAUUUCAACAGAAGGGUGCUUACCGUUCGAUCUCUGUUGCCUUUCGCACAGCUUGCUGUGAUGAGGGGCUCCCAAAACGUUCGGACCUUCAUCAUUGCAAAGAAGCGCGGUGCUCGCUUGAAGAAGGGCGUUGGUAGUUCCGGGAUGUUGAAGCUCGCAGCAUCGAAUGCAUAUCACAACGCCUAGGAGAAUCAAACAACCCGCUGUUUAGGCUGGCAGGAAGGAGCAG